AUGUUGCUGAUUAGGUGCAUUAUGGGGAGUUUGCGAGCGAUUUGGAGGCAUCCUGAUGACUUGUAUCCGAUGGUAAAGCUGAAACUGGCGGCGAGGAGCGCGGUGAAGCAGAUCCCGGCGGAGCCUCACUGGAGAUUUUGUUACUCGAUGCUUCAUAAAGUUUCUAGAAGUUUCGGCCUCGUUAUCCAGCAGCUUGAUACUGAUCUUCGUGAUGCCGUUUGCAUUUUCUAUUUGGUUCUUCGAGCACUUGACACUGUUGAGGAUGAUACAAGCAUCGCGGCAGAUGUCAAAGUACCCAUUCUGAUGUCUUUCCAUAAUCACAUAUAUGACCGUGAAUGGCAUUUUUCAUGUGGUACAAAGGACUACAAAGUUCUAAUGGAUGAGUUUCAUCAUGUUUCCACUGCUUUCCUGGAACUCGGACGCGGUUAUCAGGAGGCAAUUGAGGAUAUUACCAUGAGAAUGGGUGCUGGAAUGGCAAAAUUUAUCUGCAAGGAGGUGGAAACAAUUGAUGAUUACGAUGAAUACUGUCACUAUGUAGCUGGACUCGUAGGAUUAGGGUUGUCCAAGCUAUUCCACGCUUCUGGGAAGGAAGAUCUUGCAUCAGAUGCCCUCUCCAAUUCCAUGGGUUUGUUCCUUCAGAAAACCAACAUUAUUAGAGAUUAUCUGGAGGAUAUUAAUGAGAUACCAAAGUCACGCAUGUUCUGGCCUCGUGAAAUUUGGAGUAAAUAUGUCAACAAGCUUGAGGACUUGAAAUAUGAGGAAAACUCAGUUAAGGCUGUGCAAUGCCUAAACGACAUGGUCACAAAUGCUUUGGUGCAUGUAGAAGACUGCCUGAAAUACAUGUCUGCUCUGAGAGACCCAGCUAUCUCUCGCUUUUGUGCGAUUCCCCAGAUAAUGGCAAUUGGCACGUUAGCUUUGUGCUACAACAAUAUUGAAGUCUUCAGAGGUGUUGUGAAAAUGAGACGAGGUCUUACUGCAAAAGUUAUUGACAGAACUAAAACUAUGGGUGAUGUCUAUGGAGCUUUCUAUGACUUCUCUCGUAUGAUGAAAUCUAAGGUUGAUGACAAAUGUCCUAAUGCUAGAAAGACUAAAGACAGAUUAGAAGUGAUCUUGAGAAUUUGCAGGGAUUCUGGAACCUUAAACCAAAGGAAAUCUUACAUUAUCCAGAGCAAACCUCAAUACGAUCCAGCUUUGAUUGCGGUCCUGGUCAUCAUAGUAGCCGUUCUUCUGGCAUACUUAUCUGCAAGUCGACUGUCUAAUAUUUGAUUGGUUUUGUGCGGACUCUUAGUGAAAUUUUACAUAUUUUUGAACAUAGGAGUGAACUCCAAUUGUAAUUGUGACCAUAUUUCUGUGGUGAUAUUUAUUAUUAUUAGAUUUGCCAAGUUAUUUUUCUGGUUGUGUGAAUCCGAUAUAUUGUAAAGCCUACUGCCCAUUUAUUUUUAUACUAGUUACAUGAAGAUAUUUCAUUUUAAUUUGUUUCAAUAAAUGGUUGAGUGAUUUCUAUUAGUAGCUACAUAGGAUAUUACUUUGGGUUUUACUGAUGGGUUGAUCGGAUUUUUUUAAGCAUUCACUAUACAGAGUUUUCAAGCGUGUCAAUUUUGGUGCGUUGUAUUCUAUCCACGUAUAUUCCGACUUAUAC
This is a messenger RNA of Striga asiatica, 1639 nucleotides long. Lineage: Eukaryota; Viridiplantae; Streptophyta; Magnoliopsida; Lamiales; Orobanchaceae. The record is from the annotation of a GenBank genome assembly.